AUUAAACGGCCCUUACCGGCUCUUCUGGGUGAUUACUACGGUAUUAAUUACCCUUUGGCCCUUCUAGGCGGGGAGACGGAAGCUAUCUCGAAGACGGAAGAGGUCAAGAAUGAGGACUAACCUGUUUGUCGUCUAGUUCAGUGAUGCGUCUCCUGGCCCAGAUUGUUUAAUUUCUUCGCUGUCUCCUCUUCUCUGCCGCUCUCGACUACAUUCCUUUCUUUUAUUUUGACCCCCUGACGGCCUUCUUCUUCUUCUUUUCUCCAUCCUCGACUAUUGGCACGUUUCUUCCCCCGUUUCUCAGCUAGAGUUGAAUGUUGUCACCCUUUCACCUCCUCGUCUCCCUCGACCAGUGAACCCUUGGUCCGUCAUGGGGGAUUCCCCGGGAACGGGCGAGCCGGGAACUGCGCCGGAAGCGUUCCAGCCAUCCAAGUCGUCUUCACCUGACCAGAACCAGAACCAGAACCAUGACGCCCCGAAUCAUCCGCCACCGUCAAAUGAUCUCGCCAAUGAUUUUGAUCUCCAAAACCGCGAGCUUCGCCGACAGAAGCGAUCGUCUCUUCCUGCUCGACCUCACGCCGCCGCUCGUCACAGUAAAAGGUUGACCUUGAACUUUCCCAUCAGCAUCCCCCCGGAUUUGCUCUCAGAACCGAGUUCUGCGUCUCCCGGAUCGAUGACGCCAAUCGGUCGUUCGUCCGCCCACCAAUCGCCGGUGCCUGUCGGCAGCCCGCCGCUGGGCUUGGAUGAUAAGGAUGAUGGAUCGGGGAUCUUGACCGCCAUCGCAUCCCAAGAACGGAAGGUCCUGGAGCUCAAGGAGGAGUUGCAGCGAGCGGAAACCGAGCUGGACUCUUUGAAGAAGCAGUGGGCGCAGUCGGAGAAAUCGAAGAAGCGCACGGAGAUCAACUACCGCGCGGAGCCGCUGGUGCCGUUGAAAACGCCCGACCAGGUGAUCGGCGACCCGCUCGCCCAACAUAACCGGGAACGCAGCGGAGGGAGUGUCGACAGUCCAUCCGCGACCCAGGCGAGGCUCAGCCGGGAGCUGGAGCGCCGUCAGAGCCUCCGCUCGGCGACGAACAAGGGCACUACCAUCUCGUCGAAUGGGAGGCGGGUGUUUCAGGGGUCGCACGCGCGGACUUUGUCUCUACUCUCCGCCGGCUCGGGCCCUACCAGCGGUAAAGCGCCUGGAUCUGAAUCACCCAGGGGCCAAGGAGAGGCGGAGCGGUUGGGUCGGCCUCCGCGGUCUGCGACCUUGCCAUCCCUUGAACGCAUGCCUGUGGCGAUGGGUGAUAAACAGGCCCAGGACGCGAUGUCGCAGUGGGGACAGACCUUGCCUCCCCCGUCGCGGGAAAUGCUCAUGCGAACGGGCAAGCAGAUGGCGUCCGACCUGAGGGAGGGACUCUGGACAUUCUUGGAAGACAUUCGACAGGCGACCGUCGGGGAAGAGGGAAUCAACGCGACCGAAACGAGAACCAUGCGGUCGUCCAGCUCGAAGUCACGGAGCAGAGACCGGUUGUCGGUCCAGGGAGACCGGCCGUCACGGUCGUCUUCGACGUCACAAAGCAAGGGGGCGGGGGCGAAACUUUCCGGUAAAGACUCGAAAUCGGUGGACCUAGAUAUGUUGUUCUGGAGUGAAUUCGGCAUUGAUACCCCUGGGCAGACGUCCCCGAGAGCACAAGAAGCGUCCAACAACCAAGACGGCACGACCGACCCCGCCGCGUCCAGUCCACCCGACGUUGAUGAUAACUGGGACGAUUGGGAAUCGCCGCAGCCGAAGAAGACGCACACCCCAUCAUCCAGCCACUCCACCUUGGCCUCGAAGCACGAUCGGUCACCGACGACUCAGAACAGCAGUCCCCGGACUAGCACAAGCUUGGGCGAUUGGCGCGCCACCCAGGAUGCCAACAUGUCCGAUCCCAAUGGUUCCGAUGGAAUCCCCUGGCCCGCCAUCACGAAGCUGGCGCCCUCGAAGCUCACCCGCACCGCCUCGAACCUGAUGGCGGAGUGGGAGCGCAGUCUCUCGCAAUCCCCGGAAAGCGGGCACGAGAGGAGCUCUUCACUCGAUAAGGACCACAAGAACGACUAGAGUCCACGCCCCCUUUCUUUUCCUGCUACAACCAUUUGAGCGCAUUUUUAUCUCGGCUCUCGGUGCUACUGUAAAUAUAUGCACCCGAGUAGCCUGCACGAUCUACCUUUUUCAUUUCUUGGUGACCGGAUUUCCCUGGACAUGAGACAGUACGGAAUAACGCAGGGUUUAUGAUCGUUGAUCCGAAUACCCUUUAUGAUCACGCUUUUGACUACUUUACCCUUACGAUCCUUGAUGUCCAUUUAACUUGUGUUUGGUCUGAUUUACUUUUCUUUACUUUUCUUUACUUUUCUCUUCGAUGACUUGGAUGUUUACAACAUUCUGGAAUGUAUAUUUAAGUGUAGUUCAGUUAGACAUUUUCAACCGAAGAACUUUAUUU
Messenger RNA from Aspergillus campestris IBT 28561, 2459 nucleotides. RefSeq lists its product as uncharacterized. The record is from RefSeq and is a predicted model, not a curated record. The transcript is spliced from 2 exons. The coding region runs from base 368 to 2080 and encodes 570 amino acids. Lineage: Eukaryota; Fungi; Ascomycota; Eurotiomycetes; Eurotiales; Aspergillaceae.